CGCGUCUCCCCGCCAGUUAACGAAGGCCCGCUGACUUAUCAACGUCUACGACGCAUGUGUAUUGUAUGCCCCAAGUCGGUGAACGUAGACGGCCAAGGUUUAGUUUUAGUUGAGAGAUAGGUCUCUGGUCAAUUAUCUUUACUAUCCAAACGAUUGCUUUACUAGGAUAGUUCUUGUCGGUCGUGGACCGAAACAACACACGGUGCCCUUGUUGGGCCACCCAGGGUUGCUCAGACAGUUCUUGCUGCUUUGCUGUAACACGAUCUCUGACAGCAAGUCCUACUUAAUCCCUGGUUCAAAACGACACCACAAUAAUCACCGGUGCGGCUGCAGACCAUCAAGGCAUGUCCAGCGUCCACCUCGGUUCAAAAGCCUUCGUUCUUCAAAUCGAGUUGAAUCGCCUUUGCCGCACGAGUCAAACAAGCGUCGGCUGGCUUCAACAAAAAGAUGUGCGCGAUCUGCCGUGUCAAAACGACUCUUCUAAAGACGGGUGUUGGUCCCAUUACUAACAGGACUAUGGCCAACCGGCCCCGUAACCAUCCAACCGAGCAAUAGAUCAGGCCUAGCUUCUGCUCAGAACAGGCAGGUAGAUUAGCUCGCGCUCGGGUCAAACUCGCUAUUAAGACGGUAUGCGGCGCUACUUUGGUGGCUUAAGGAGGGAACUGAGAGCGCCAUAAAAACGAGGCCCACACCACACCUCGUUCCGCCCCAGGGGCACGCCUUGACCUUUCAGUUGUAUUUUUUUGAGGCUGCCCGUCCGGAAUUCAAACCCUAAGGUCCGGACGCAUCCCCCACCUGCUGCAUUUGUUGAUUGUUUCCUGCUUGCUGCAGAUGUUACAGCUGGUGGGGUGUGCACGGGGCGAUUCUAUAGCUUGCCUUCGGACCGGUAGGAUAUCGCGGGUUAGAGGCUAGAUGGACGCCGCGGCGGGUGCAAUCUCAGCCGGCCGCCCUCUUGGCCGUUGUACUGAUGUGAGAGAACAAGUAAAACAGAAGCCAUCUCUUCCACAAGCGCCUUUGAUGAACAGCGGCGGCGGAUGGCUCAGGCCAACAUCCGCCCAAAAGACGUCUUUGCUACUGUACCUACCGGGCCGCUGUCUUGUUACCUCCCGGACCGUUAAGUUGUUGGGUCUAUUGACACAUGCAUGGUGUAUGGCGGAGUUUGGUAAUGACUUGGCACCCUCUCCUUGGGUUUGGUUAUAAACUUUUGACUUCACGCCCUGGGCCGCACGGCCGCACGCCUCUGAACGAACCAAUUGAAGUAGCAGAAGGGCCGAGAGGUAAUUCCUGGCGUUUUGAGUGUGGCGCCACGACUCGGGCGAUAAAAGCGCUUAAAAAUACAGCGGUGCCAGCAUGUUGGAUAUUGCGGGUGACGCGGAAGCGCAAUGUCUCGCUUUUUUGGGGAUCGGCGGGUACUUCAGCUGCGCCUCUAAACGAGUGACGUUGCAGCUGGUUCGCGGCGUGUCCAAUUUGUUGCCAUUAUAGGGCGGAUAUGAGCGUGUUAUAUAGCAUUCUUGACUCUGUUGGCGCCGCCCGUCGGCGUUGCCUCAGAAUGGACCGACGGGGAGCGCCAAUCGCACCGGCGGCGUCUAAUACGAUGAUACAGCGGCUACCUUGUACUGGCGAGAGCCGAAGGACGCAAGACUGACAUUGACUUGUGAUGAUACUUGUGUGGUUGAGAAUACGACUUGCAGUAAGUACAGAGGUGUCUAGGUUGGAGCAUGGGAGGUGUGUAAGUUCUUGGCUGCAGGCAGACUAUUGGUGACCAACAAGCUGGCCGUGGUUGUGGCCGGAAAAAUUGACGCCCCGGCGGGCGCGCUUGGGGGCUGUCCUGUGCCAAGGCAGCGGCACUUGGAGCUAUGCAAUUGGCGAUUUUUGCGCAAACGAUUUGCAACACAAUCUUGUAGAUCAAGAUUCAAAGACAUACCCGGGCGAAGCUAAUAACGGUGAAUCGGUAAAAUCGCCCGCGCUUGACGACACCGACGCCACUCUUGAAUCCAUUCUACCACCCGCGAGCCUCGGUCCUGCUGUGACGCAAGAGCUACGAUCUAAAUCGAGUUGUGCGAUUUUAUAUACAGAAACCAUGGAGACCCCCAAAGUACCCGAGAUCGAGCCUUCGAAAUCUGUCAUUGGAUAUCUCAGUGACUGGGGCAAAUCCUCAAUGCCUCCCGCACUGCUCGCCACGCUCAUCACCGCCCUGCAUGCUCGCCCCGUGCAGAUGUUGCCGCUGGCCGUCUUCACCCCACCACUUCUCUUCGCCAGCUACCUCAACCUCUCCGGCUUCGAAACAGGCAGUGCCGGUCUCACAGCAGCUUGGUCUGGAUUAUAUGCGCUGCUGGCUCUGCGACGCCGCCAGGGCUUGCGCGCCAAGUUCUCUGCUAGAGGUGUUGUCCGCGCCAGCGCCAUUGGUCUUGGUGCGGCCAACGCUGCUGCUGGAGGCUGGGUAUAUAUGAAUGGUGACUUUGAGAAGGAUGAAGAGGCGCGAAAGGCCAGAAACAGAUGGGGUUCCUCAUAAAUAUGCAGCCUGUUCUACUGACAGCAUGGUGAUGAUGCCGUAAAGUGAUUUGGUAGUAAUAUGCUGCAAAGCUACCGACGUCAUCGUUUUACGGGCAAUCGAUUCGGGAAACACAUUCCGAUUGUGUCAACGGGCACAGCGCUUCGCCAUUGCGUUGCCUCUCAGCCUUUCUUACUGUACCUUGUAACAUUAGCAUCAUGAUUUUCAAUGGAAUAGCGUUUAUAUGGAACUGCGCGUCAUUCACAAGCCGACUAUAGUUCAUUAACCAAGUGGCUAUUAACAGCACAUUGGCAUGCAUGUCACUGCUUGCGAAUUUACAGUGGCAAUGUAUGAGGCAACAAGAUCAACCAGCAUAGAAGCUGCUGUUGCUUGCAAUAUAUGAAUCGGCAUAGUGCCGCAUGAAAACACAGGACAAAAAGAAUACAAAUAGCUUCAGGAACUAGAGCCUGUAGCGACCAUUCCACCAAUAACAUACAAAGACAGAACGUGAAAGAGCUGUCAUGAGAGAAAUACAAGAAAAAGCCAACUCUCGACACAUGUGGCGGUGCCGAGAGUCGUUGCUCUAUUGCCACCAUGGAUAUCAGCGCUUGAAUUUCCGUGUGGGUUUGCUUUGAAAACAAAUGAAAAUAACAAAAAGGAAUAAAAAAGAAAGUGCAACGCGACAUGAAGUGAACCGGGCCGUAAUAGUGCCCAGCAGUGCAAACGCAAUCCCAGAUGAUGCAAAUCGUUCUUCCGGCAAACACCAAUGCCUCUAAAGAAACUCCAAAUUCCAAGUAUGGUGAAAUUAUGUCUGGCCUGUGCGUAGCAGUCCAGAUUUCCCCUAACUGAGCUCGUUCUUGUGGCCCAUGUAGAUGGCUCAGUGACUAUGAGAUCAUGUCAUAUGGCUGAUCGUAUGUCAUGAAUAGGCAUCGACAGGCUGUGUCACCGUCAUCUGUGACCCUGAAACAAGCCAUAUAACCAUAACAAAGGAUGAGAAUAAAAGCGUGCGGAGAAAAGUUCUCACCUGCACAGGACUGAAUGUGACAGGUUGGCCGACAGAAAGCUCCAAAGUAGCAGUUUGGAACUCAGUGAUGUAAUCAAGAUCGCAGUCGCGAAUCUUGGGCUCAGCGUAGCUUUUGUACUCAUCCAAGACGGUGGGAAGCGACCAACCAGAUAACUUGCGAGCAACACCAACAACACAUCCAGUGCGAUGCUUGCCUUGGUUGCAGUGCAAGAGGACCGGAUGGUUCUGCCUGUCCAGCAUAAUCUCGAGAAUGGAUGUCAUGGUACUCAAAGGAAUGGCCUCCUUCUUGGUUCCCUGCAUGUAGAUUCUCUUGUGCAUGAUGCCGUUCUGGACAGUAAAGGAGCGUAGCUCUUCAUCCAGCUCAUCCUUCUUGACAAGGGUGAUGACGGUUUUCAGCUUCAGUCCCCUGAUAUAAUCAUAAUCAGGGGGCUUGGGGUAUGAACUCCUGUACACUCCAGGAAUGACAACGCCAAAAUUGAGUGGUCUGCCUUCCAAGGGAGCGGCAGGAAUGGCGGGGGACGAUGUAAACGUGGGGUGCAUAGGAACAAUUUUCAACGGGGCGUGAAUAGGCGUAGAAGUGAAGACGUCGCUUACAGCCACAUCAUCGUUGGUAAGGCCUUUUCUCAUUUUCUCCUUUUCCAGAGAAAUGAUAGUUUCUGACAUUUCUUCUUUGAUGGAGUUUCUAGAAUUGCGGCGUGAACGGUAGGAUGGAGGGUUGUAUGGAAGGCUGUUUUCGGUGGACAACGACUCGUCACUGUACGCGCGAGAGCUGCGUUUCGAGGCCAUAACUCGCGUAAAUAUGUGAAUUGGAGAAAAUGAAGAUGAUUUGUAAAGCCAACUAGAGUAGUUGAUUCACGAUAGGUGUUCGGUGUGUAGGUCUGUAGAAGCUCGGAGUUAUCGGUGAUGAGAUCCGGCGCGGUAGGGACGCGGAGUAGAAGAUGCUUAGGUGAGGUUGAAAGGAGCACGCGUAGCAAGAGAGAUGUUGUAGAGUAGUUCUCAAGGUGUAAUUCAGCAGUGUGAUAUCAAGAGAUGAAUCCUGACAGGACGAGCUGAGAAGGGUGAACCCGUGAGGCGAGGUUACAGACAACGCUGCUGCGAAGCGAGACGUAUAUUGUUGGCCAUUUUGUAUACUGUGCAAAGGAAAACGCGGGGUAUUCGUAGGGCGGCCGAGCCUAUAAGUAGGUUUGAAGAGAAAGAGAGAGAGAAAUCGAUCGAAAACGCGAAGGUUGGGGGAGUUGCAAGGUAGAAAAGGAAGCGAUGAGGGGACCUGGUCAACUGGCAAUGUGAUCUAGGCGCUGGCAGGCCGAGAAAAA
This is a messenger RNA of [Torrubiella] hemipterigena, 4828 nucleotides long. Lineage: Eukaryota; Fungi; Ascomycota; Sordariomycetes; Hypocreales; Clavicipitaceae. The record is from the annotation of a GenBank genome assembly.